Messenger RNA from Prorocentrum cordatum, 3133 nucleotides. The record is from the annotation of a GenBank genome assembly. NCBI's taxonomy places the organism in Eukaryota, Dinophyceae, Prorocentrales, Prorocentraceae.
CAGUUGUGCUUAUCGGAAGGUUCGGGAACGGUCUGGAGUGCGAGUGCUGGCCAGUGAUGCGACGAAGACGAUGUUCGAUAUUCUUGGUUGCGAUGGCGCUGGGGCUGUUCCUCGAUAGAUGUGCUGUUCUCCUCGUGGCUUAACCACGCCUGGCAGUGUGUACAUAACAGGCAUGCCACUGUUUUCGAAAGUUGGUGACCGACGGGGCAGGUCAGGCUGAGGGAGGAUAGCAGGUGAGAUCGUUCCGUAACGAAUGUUUGGCUCAUGGUUUUCGCUCCAGUACGUUGGCUAAUGUUUGAUUUUGAUGGCCGUGUUUGAAGACACUCGAUUGUUUUUGUCUUCUCGGUGUACGUCGUGGCCAGUUCGGUGUGGGACAACCACGACCCAAUGAUUUCGUCGGCAGUGCCAGACGCAGAGGAGGCACCUGGCACCGUGCACAUCGUAGUGUACAAGGUUGCAGGUGGCUCUGUUGAGGUGAGGUUGGAUUCGUAUGGUAUGGUUUCAGACUUGAAGAUGCGCAUUGCCGAGAUUUUGAAGGUGCCACCAGCUUGCCAAAAAUUGAUCGUUGGAGGAUUGAUCCUCAAUGAUGCGGAUGUUGUUUCUACCUAUUACCACACAUCGAACCCUGUCCUUGUUGUUUCUCUAAUCAUUACACUAGACGAGGUAACGAAAAGCUUGGAGCAUUUCGACCAUGAACGGCGCGAGAAGGCUUUGCUGGUCUUAGCAGAUUUGGGUUUACAAGGUGGUCUCUCAUCCAUGACAGCUGUACUCGGGCACCUUCAAGACAUUCACUCCAGUAUCAGAAGGGCCGCGUUGCAUGCAUUGCCCAAAGUAGUGCCGAAAGGAAAUGUAUCUGCUAUUCAAGCGCUCAAGCCUCUUUUGUUAGAUCCUGUGGUGUGUGUCAGGUGCAAGGCUUUAGAAACCUAUGCCAAGUUGGCCCUGACAGUGCCCUGGGAUGCCUUGGUACCGGAAGAAUUGCGCACUUGCCUGCAUGAUAACGAAUUUGUCGUACGCAGUGCAGCGCUCGAGACGCUGGGACGGUUGGCAUCCAAGGGCCAUUCUGAGUCGCUCCAAUUGGCGACUGAGUGUUUGCGGGACACGCAUGCGUCGGUGAGGCGGGCUGCGGUAAAGGUGCUGACCGCAGUAGCCGAGCGGGGGGAUGAGCAAACUAUAGAGACAGUGAUUUCUUUGAUUGAGAGGUCGAGCUCCGGUCUCAAGUGCGCCGCCAUGGAGGCAUUGGCAGCGAUUGCCGAGAAGGGUGAUGAGCGCGCCGUGCUUCUAAUAUGUGGGUUCCUGCAGGACCAGCAAGGGCUUGUAAGGCUAACAGCCGCAAAAGUUCUGACGAAGAUUGCUGCUGCUGGGGAUGCACGUGUACUGUCCUUACAAACCGCGGGCCUUCAGCAGACAUUAACGAUUGCAGAUGCUGUUUCAAGGCGAAUUGAGUUGGAACAGCGGUAUUACCGGACAAUGAGCAAGAUUUCAGAAGGAGUUUCCGAUCAAACUAUCAAUUGGAAUGGUUGAAGAAACUCUGAUGGCCUUGCCCAACGGCUUCUUUUAUUGCUGGUGUAGCUUGAUACUGGAGCACAAUAUAUUGGAGAUGUGGGAUUUCUCUGCCUUGGUCUUGCCCGCAAUGUCGUCUGAACUUGUAGUGUGUGCCGAAGUCUAGAUUGUCUGCAUUCGCCAUGAUACGCAUGAUGUGUUAUCUGCGAUGCUCUGCGAAAGGCAACUAAUAAACAGUGACAGGUGAUUUUCCUCUCAUGAGCUACCCCAUAAAGUUGUAUGCUGGGAUGGCCAGUGGAGAUCACAUUGUGCACGCGCAGAUCGUCAAUCGUGUAAUACUAGAUCGUGAUGCACUCUGGUGUAUACUAGGAACUGUUCGUGGUCUCUCUGGGGCAAUAUCCGUUGGACAGUUUUUAUGGGUGUUAUGACAGAUGUGGGUAUUUUCUUUGGUUUUCUUGUAAAGUAUAUUCGGUCGGUCGAAUUUUUAUCAUACGUCCCCACCACGUGGCCGUUAGUCAUAAGAUGCUACUCGCUUUAUGAGUUGUUAAAGAAGUGGGCCCACCAGUGCGAGGUGGCGUGUUCGUCUUUUUGUUGGAUUACUUGGUGGAGGUUGGUAAUUCCCCUUUCCCAGCUUGGUGGAGUAGUCGUAUAGCUUCGGCAUUGCCGCAUAUAUUGGUACGUUGUGAGGGUUUGCUGCACAUUGGGCAAGCGUUGAAAGCACACGUGUUUGUAUUGGUGGGCAUCAUGGCAGUUCUAGUCUGAGCCUGCGACGUGAAAACCGCCAGAAUCAUUGAACCAUUAUGGGAAGGGAAAGGCUCAGCUACAUGUACUUCCGUACGUGGUUUUGUGUUUGUUGUGUUGACAGUAGCGUGCGGUGCAUACGCAUUCUUCUUUUCAAAACCACACGGGUCGUCUUCUUGAUGCACCCAACACGCACUCACAUGUCGACGGAGUAGUGUGAAAGUACACAUGCUUGAGAUUUCAAUAAUUCAUAAUUGAUCUAUGUCAGUGUAGACGGUGCGAAGCGUGGACUCAAGCCUCAAAACGUGUUGAAAGUGUAUUUGUUGGUAGUGCGGGUGUUCUUUUCUACGGUUGAUCUUCGACCCAAACUAUUUCUCUGUUCCGUCGCACAAUUUGCGUCAUGGCUCUUUUUGCCCGAAGAUUGUGGGCAACCUUCUAUUCAGAACUUGGCAACUGGCGUAAGCCUCUAGGAACGCCUCCCGCGAGGGUAAGUCAUGCAUAUUAUUCCUAACAACGCUGGUUGCGGAAAUAAUUUAUUCCGCAGCAUUAUUUGGUUUGCAGCAUGUAGCAUUGUCACACUUCAGUUGCAUCCACCAUUUUCCAAGGCCAGGUGGCAAGCAAGGGUGGGGGCAAUGGGUGCGAUGGCGAGGGCGACGGCGGCGGCGACGUGACGGCGGCGGGCUGGGCCGCGAGGGCGGUGGCGAGGGCGAGGGCGACGAUGGUGAGGGCCCAGGCGGCGAGUGCGGUCCUGCGCCACUGCCCUCGUCACCCCUCCCCUCGUCGCCGCUUCCUUCGUCGCCACGCCCCUCGUCGCCGCAUCUCUCGUCGCCGCUUCCGCUGCCCCUGUCGGCCUCGUGCCAGCUGCUGCGCAUCCCGGCGGCGAGCGAGGGGG